GCCGGUUUUACCUGUUUUUAACGUGUUUUUUCACGUUUAAACCUGUUUUUGCGAACGUUUUAGAGACACGGCUUUGAUUUCGACUUUAUAUUUCACAAUGUCGUAAAAAACUGCGGUGAAAUGGGCUGAAGGACGCUUGGUGACGCAGACUUGGGAUGAGCGCGUGGACACACUCACCUGUGUUACACCUGCGCGUUUAUGAUCCAUUCUGAAUAAUUUACACUCCAUCGUAAAUGAGACAGUGAGUAAAGUCCGCUGUGGUCCUGGUCCUUUGUCAAGACUUGUCCCACAUGGUUUAUUCUGGUCCAACUCCUGUUCCGUCGUGUUUGGAAUUCUGUGGCUCAUUUUCUCUCAUUUCAUUGAAAAUAAAUGAUUGCGGCGUUUCCAGACUUGAUUUUUGCCUAUUUUGACUCAGAGAAGAAUCCGCAGAACCAGACCAGGUCCAAGUAAAGACUCUGUAGGACUUGUCCAUCUGAUUUUACACAGAGUAAGACCCCACAGAGACAACAGGGAGGGCAUCUGACACACACAGGGAGGGCAUCUGACACACACAGGGAGGGCAUCUGACACACACAGGGAGGGCAUCUGACACACACAGGGAGGGCAUCUGACACACACAGAGAGGGCAUCUGAUACACACAGAGAGAGGGCAUCUGACACACACAGGGAGGGCAUCUGACACAGGGUCUUUUAGGUCUUUGCAGAGGACUAGAGAUAAACGUUCAAAUCAAAAUUAGUAUUUGGGACUUUUCUAAGAUGGAUCUCCGUGUUGUUGUGAGCGCGUGUGGCCUCUGCGUGCUCUUUGACCUCCUGCUCUCCUCACUCCUCCUCACCCAAGGCUUCAGCCGUGGGCUCGUUCCUCCUGGUUUAGCGGAGAUGUCGGGUUUGGUCCUGGCGCUCUGGGGGUGCUCAUGGCUUCGCUCCUCCAUGCUGAUUGGCGCUUGUCUCGGGGUGAUGUGUAACCGACAGGACGGCCCUCGGAGAAUCUCCAGAUCUGCUCCGGCGGCGCUCCUCGUCGCCAUGGUGAUGGUGACGUUUGCGGUGGCGGCGCUGUUGGCUCUGACCGAGGUGGACUCUUUGAAGAACCAAGCGUGGGAGAUGGGUCUGAUCAGCUGGACCUGCAUCUCCUCCGUGGGGCUGGUGCUGAUGUGGAGGCUCCUGGGGGACGCACGAGAUACGACUGCCCCUCCUUCGGCUGAAGACACUGAGAGGCUACUGGAUGCAUCAGAGGACCAGACCGGAGCCAAAGUCCUGGGUCAGAACCAGGACCAGAAUCAGGACCAGAGCCAGUCCAGUCCUGGGGCCAAAGAGGAGCCAGAAGAGACAAACUCAGGAGCCACACUGGGACGGCUCCUGUGUUACUGCAGGAAAGACUCUGGACUCCUGACGGUUGCAACGCUCUUCCUCCUCAUCUCUGCAGUCUGUGAGGCUUUUAUCCCGUUCUUUUAUGGCGUUGCCAUCGACAGCAUCGUGAAGCAUCAGAGCAUGGAGCUCUUUUCCAGACCUGUGCUGAUCCUCGCCGCACUCGCUGUCGCCAGUUCAUUGGCGAUGGGCGUGAGGGGCGGAGUCUUCACUCUGGUUUUCGCUCGGUUGAAUCUACGUCUCAGGAACCAUCUGUUUAGGACCCUCAUGAAGCAAGAGAUCGGCUUCUUUGACAAGAACCACACAGGAGACCUACUGUCUCGCCUCUCCGCAGACGUGACUCAGGUCAGUGACCUGGUGUCUCAGAACCUGAACAUCUUCUUGCGCAGCGCUGUGAAGGCCUCAGGCUUCAGUGUGUUUAUGUUCAGACUCAGCUGGAGACUGUCGCUCGUGUCCCUCAUGGGCUUCCCCUUCAUUGGCCUGGUGUCGCAGCUCUACGGGGACUACUACAAGACUCUGACCAAAGAGGUGCAGUCCACUCUGGCCGAGGCUAACCGCGUUGCCGAGGAGACGGUCUCUGCCAUGAGGACAGUGCGGAGCUUUGCCAAUGAGCAAGGCGAGGCGGAAUCGUACUACAGCAAGCUGCUGCAGGUCUUCAAGCUGAACAGGAGACAGGCUCUGGCCUAUGCCCUCUACAUGUGGUCCAGCUGUCUGUCCGAGGUGGCGUUGGAGCUGGCGGUCUUGUAUUAUGGAGGACACCUGGUGGUCUCGGGGCAGCUGUCGUCUGGAGCUCUCAUCUCGUUCUUCAUCUACAUGCUGCAGCUCGGGGAGUGUCUGGAGAGCAUGGCGUCCGUGUACACCGGCCUGAUGCAGGGGGUGGGGGCAGCGGAGAAGGUCUUUGAGUAUUUGGACCGAGAGCCUGAGCAUUCUGCAGAACAAGGAACUGAAGAACCAGACACCUGCUCCGGACUGGUGGAGUUCAGAGACGUCACCUUCAGCUACCCUACAAGACCACACACACACGUACUGAAGGGCGUGUCGUUCACUCUGCACCCUGGGAAGGUUACGGCGCUGGUGGGGCCCUCUGGUGGUGGAAAGAGCUCCUGCGUCAGCCUAAUGGAGAAUUUCUACCUGCCACAAAGUGGACAGGUGCUACUAGAUGGGCGCCCGGUGCAGAGUCUGAGGCACCUGUAUCUUCACUCAAAGGUGGCGCUGGUGGGACAGGAGCCAGUUCUUUUUGCUCGGAGUGUGGAGGAGAACAUCUCGUAUGGCCUAAGUCAUGUGACCAAAGAGAACAUAGAACGCGCCGCGAGAGAAGCCAACGCCCAUGACUUCAUCUGCUCGCUGCACCAAGGCUACGCCACCAGCGUGGGUGAGAAGGGCGCACAGCUUUCGGGGGGUCAGAAACAGCGAGUGGCCAUCGCUCGAGCUCUGGUCAGAAACCCCAGAGUCCUGAUCCUAGACGAAGCCACCAGUGCUUUAGACGCCCACAGCGAACACAUGGUGCAGCAGGCCCUGAUGUCAGUGAUGAAGGAGCGCACAGUUUUGGUGGUCGCUCAUCGUCUCAGCUCGGUGGAGAAUGCCGACCACAUCGUCGUAAUCGUAGACGGGCGCGUGGCGGAGCAGGGCACACACGCCGAGCUCAUGGACCGAAGACAGGUCUACCACAGACUGGUCCAGAGACAGGUCCUGGGACUGGAGGAUCAGGACCAGAGACCGGACCAAAAACUGGACCAGAGACCAGACCAGAGACCAGCGGAGGGAACCGGCAGACGUAGGAGAGAAAGUUGCGAUGGAGAAGCAGAGUCUGUGCCUCGACUCUGAGGCUCUGAAUUUGUAUUUAAAUUUAAAGGGGAGGUUUUCCUCAAAAUGUCCUUUUUUAUCUUUGUCCCAUGUUCUAAUGCUGUUCCCUCAUCAAAAACAUGAAGAGGCUUUAGAUGUCAUCCAUGCAUGUUUUACUAAACUAGCGACAUCUCUCUGGUCCUAUUCAAACCCUCCUUACAGUUAGAAGUUCAUCCCUGUACGAGGCUCUGCCCACACGCCUAUAUCACCCAUGAAUAAUGCUGAUUUAUUCUUAAUCACAAAAACAUUGGACAUGACGUCAUUUAUUUCUGUUAUAAUCUGGUGUUUUGGUUGAAGACGAUUAUCCAAUCAGAAAGCAGAUUGAGUGUCACAUGACUUUCAUUUGGGUUGCCAGGUUCAACUGAAAUCCAGUUGCUUUUGUAUUUUAUUUUCUAUCACUGAUCACUCUACAUAUGCUGUUUAUGUAACACAUAAGUACAUUAAGGCUUGUUUUUUAUUAUUUAAAAUAUUUAUACUUUAAAUGAAUGUGAAAAAUCAUCAUAAAAUGGUG
Periophthalmus magnuspinnatus is the source of this 3715-nucleotide messenger RNA. RefSeq names its product ATP-binding cassette, sub-family B (MDR/TAP), member 9 (gene abcb9). The record is from RefSeq and is a predicted model, not a curated record. Gene Ontology annotation, cellular component: membrane. The coding region runs from base 757 to 3186 and encodes 809 amino acids. The transcript is spliced from 13 exons. Gene Ontology annotation, molecular function: ATP hydrolysis activity; ATP binding; ABC-type oligopeptide transporter activity. Lineage: Eukaryota; Metazoa; Chordata; Actinopteri; Gobiiformes; Gobiidae. Gene Ontology annotation, biological process: transmembrane transport.